AUGUCUUUGAAAUCCUACAACGUUCAUAUAAUUUCUUUCAUUCUUGCCAUUUCGGGGUUGCUUAUAGGCUUGGAAAGCUCCAGUCUAAAUACUUUUGUCCAUUCGACCGUUUUCAGUGACUACUAUGGACCCAUUACCUCGUGGGAGAAAGGUUGGGUGGGUUCCAGUGGUUCGUUAGGAGCAAUUUUAGGAGCAUUGGCGUCAGGGCUUUUGGGAGACAAGACAGGUUUUUUGAUUAUGCUGCAAUUGGCUGUUGUUUUCUCCACAGUAGGCACCCUUUUGGCUCUUUCCCUGCCUUCUGUGGGAAUUUUAUGUGCCGCUCGCAUCAUCAAAGGAAUCACCUAUGGCCUUCUCGCGACUUCAGUACCCACUUAUAUUGCUGAUACCAUCCCCAAAUCCAGCCAGGGCUACUCGUUAUCGAUUUUUCACAUCAGUUCCACCUUUGGGGCAAUUUUGAUGUAUUAUGGUGGUUAUGGCUUACUAGUAUGUCUCGGCUCCAUGCUCUCUUUCAAGAUUGCAUGGGCUGCUGAAUUGAUUCCAGCUGUGGCUUUAUUCUGUCUUAAUUUCGUCUUGCCUGAGUCCCCAAAGCAUUUGGGUUUGCAAAAAAGAUGGCAUGAGGCCACAGUAACAAUCGACCGCAUUCACCGCAAAUUGAAAGGUACUUCUGUGGAUAAUGAGGAGUAUGUGAUUCUGCUUUAUACCGCCGGAACUUCCAUCAAAAGCUUACCCUUUGUGACCCUCUUCAGUAGAAGGCAUUACAAACACACUGUGGUUGGAAUUCUAGUUCAAAUUUUGUUACAAUGUUCCCAUGGUUGGAGUCCUUGGAACAUACAUCGUUUAUGUGUGUGA
Molecule: messenger RNA, 849 nt
Organism: Meyerozyma guilliermondii ATCC 6260
Lineage: Eukaryota; Fungi; Ascomycota; Pichiomycetes; Serinales; Debaryomycetaceae
Exons: 1
Coding region: 1-849 (282 amino acids)
Biological process (GO): transmembrane transport; carbohydrate transport
Cellular component (GO): membrane
Molecular function (GO): carbohydrate:proton symporter activity
Source: RefSeq, a predicted model, not a curated record